AAUCUUAGUGGUGUUACAAUUCAUGGACUUAUAAUCAUCUUUAUAGUGGUAAUGCCUGGUCUUUGGUAGUGGUAUAGGAAAUAUGGUUAUUUGUAUGAUUUUAGGAACUAUGGAUGUUAUCUUUACUAGGGGAAAUCUUAUAUCAUUAAUAAUUACUUUAUGCACAACUCUAGAUAUUAAUUGGAUAAGUUAAAUAUUAGGAGGAUGUUCAUUAUUUGGAUUAGGAUGGACAUUGUAUUCACCAUUAUCUUAUUUAGGUUAG
Messenger RNA from Amoebophrya sp. A120, 262 nucleotides. Lineage: Eukaryota; Dinophyceae; Syndiniales; Amoebophryaceae. The record is from the annotation of a GenBank genome assembly.